GUCUAAUUAUAAGAAUGAUAAUUAACACAUCCCUUAAUAAAUCGACGACUCUAGAUCAGCCAUCCAGCUGUCUAUCUUCAUUUAAUUACAUAUAUGCUGCCCAUGCAUGCUUAGCUGGUAGUACGUUCUAUCUUGGAAUAUAACAGCGGUGUUAUUUAAUUUGUACAACCAUGCCACAGUAUAAAUAGAUGGACAAUUCCACACUAAUUUAAUCUACUCUCUCUAUGAUCUCUCUUCAAAAAUAUGGGGAAGCAGCUAAUUCCUGUCACUUCCAAAUACGUUGGAGUCACACUUCUUGUUCUGAUGCUGGCUCUGGCUUUUGGCCUGGCGCAGUCCCACAGGCUGCUGCGAGAAGUAUCAGCAGCUGAAGAUAAAAGAGGAGGAUCAAUGGAACACGAAAUUCCCGGCGGCGAGAUCGGAGGAAAGAAGUGCAAAGGUGGCGCCGGUGGCGGCAUGGGAGGCUUCGGAGGUGGUGGUGGCGGCAUGGGCGGCGGUGGAGGUGGCGGUAGCUACGGCGGAAGUGGCGGUGAAGGAAGCGGCGGCGGCGAAGGUAAUGACAGUGGCGGCGGCGGCUCUGGGUACGGCCAUGGGUUUGGAAAAGGGAUGGGCGGCGGGGGCGGGUCUGGGUUGGGCCAUGGGUUCGGGCAGGGGAUGGGUGGCGGUUCUGGGUUGGGCCAUGGGUUUGGAAAGGGGAUGGGUGGAGGAAUGGGGGGUGGGUUUUAGUUAAAAGGAUGUAUGCGAUUUGCAUGUGAUGCAUGGAGGAUUUAGGAGUCCGACGAGCAAUGUCUGGUCAUACUUAUUGUUGUGAGCUAAUAUAAGCUCCCUAUGAUGAUUUCUCCAUAAAUAAAACUUCGAGUCAUGAUGAGUUAUUGGGCCGUCAAAAGUCAAAACCUUGUUUUAGUCACGUCGUCGAAGCCCAUGUAAGCAUGUUUGUUGGGCCGAUUAUGUAGCACUCCAGUCUGGAUCUGGGUCUUCUGUAGCCAAUUUGGGCUCAAAGAACAAAUAACUACUGGGCUUUGAGUUAAUGAUUGUGGGUUGCUGAUGAUACAUUUCCGAGACGUAGGUAAUUAAUUAGUGAGAACGCGAUUCUGCCGUGUGUUAUUAUUUGUGCAGCUUGAAAAUUGAGAGCAAUCGAAAGCGAUACUGCCGCCCAUGUAGAUAAUGAACGUAAGUACGUAACUAGUCAAGUGGAGGAAGAAAGGAUCGCAAAUGGACACGACACGUUCAUCAGAAAAAGAAAUAUAUAUAUAUAUAUGAACGUUUCAUGCCGUUUGUCAUUUUGCCUCCAAUAUCGUCAAUUAAUCAAGUGUCGGGAUUAUUGGUUGAAUUAUUAAUUAAUACUUGAAGGUUUUGAGUUUUGGUGUAUAACAUGUGGUUAAAUAGUACUGCAUAAUUCUUUUUAGGCAAAAUACACUUCUAUAUCCAUAACUUUCACGUUUGUGACAAAUAUAUCCAUAACUAUCGAAAUACACGAAAUACCCAGAAAAGCGUACUAUCGUGUGACAAAUCUAUCCAUUUCCGUUACAAACUUUAAUGCCGUUUGUUACGGCGUCAGUAAAUGUGACGGAAUGCUGACUAGGACCAUACCCAUGCCACACCUAAACUCCAGGUCAGCAAAAUUUGACAUGUAGACGCCAUGUCAGCAAAAAAUAAAAAAUAAAAAAAAUUAUCUCUGCCACAUUGAUUUCUUCUCUCCCUUGCUCCAACAUCAAACAAAAGGAGGAAAGGGGAAAAACGAGUUCUGGGAAUUUUGAGAAGAAGUUGGCUCUUCCCCUGCCAACUGCUACCACUGAGAAGAAGUUUAUUAGGCAAAAGAGAUUUGGAUCCACAACCGCCGGCGGAAGCUCUUCACCACAUCAAUUUCGAGUAUCAGCGGCAAUGGUUGCAUCCACGUGCGUCUCCUCCUCCUACUGCUACUUCCUCCCAACCGCGCGCCUGAGAAAAUCGGCGAAUCCCAUUGCGCCGAAUCGGCGAGUCGGAGAAACACGCCGGCGAAUAUAGCUUUUUAAACUCUCGUAGACAGAAGACGAGGAGGAUAAGGUUUGUGGUCGGGUCGAGUUCGGGCAAGAAACCGGACAAACCAUCAUCGUCAUCGAUACCGUCUUGGACAGACCCCAAUUCGGACGAACCGCCUCCGUGGGCUACGGGAGAAGCCGCCAAAGUGACUACUGGCGGGGAAGAAUUUAAGAUCCCCUUCUUCGCUUAUCUCCUCGCCUCCGCAAUCACUGCAAUCGCCGUCGUAAUCUUAGAAAAGAAUACCCAAAUUGAAAUUCAAUCCUCCGCCAAGACCUGUAAUUUCUUGCAGAAAUCUCACGAUUGUGGUGCUGCUGGUGAUGCAGAUUGGGUCGGUGUUCGAGUACGUGAACCAGAAGCCAGUUUUCGGGGUGCUUGACCGACAGUUAUGAAUCCGGGUUGAAGGUUGGGAGAGAGAUUGACGGGGGGAUUCGAAGAAGAAGAAGGGGGGAGAUCGAAUGUUGGGACUGAGAUGCAAAGAAGAAGAAGGGUAGAUCUGAUGUUGGAAGAGAGAUUGAUGGGGAGAUUCAAAGAAGAAGGAGGAAGAUGGAAGGUCGCGUCUCUUUCUCUUUCUCUUUCUGUUUUUGUAUUUUAAUUUUUGUUAUUUUUUUCUUUACAAUCCAUGUCAUUUGGUGGGAUAAAUCAAUCGCCAACUCAGCUUUUACCGUUAGUCUAGUUAUACCAUCAACUGACGCCGUUAACAAAAUGGACGGAAGUGGGUAUUUUGUGUAUUUCGAUAUUUAUGGAUAUAUUUGUCACAAACGUGAAAGUUAUGGAUAUACAAGUAUAUUUUGCCUUCAUUUUAUUACGUAAGUUGAUAUGCUAUACUAUGAUAUGAUUGUAAUAUAAUGCUGCAUAAUUGUGAUACGACGAGAAUACGGUGUGUUAUUAUAUAGUAGUACAAUAUGUUAUAAUGACGAUGUUUGAAUGAUUAUUUAGAUAAGAUUUCGUAUGUAGUACCUGAUCCUCCUCUUGAGGUGAAGUUAAUACUAUAUCUAAGACUUUUUCUUCAUAAUGCAAGACCCGCCCUUAAUAACAGGCAACAUAAAUGUAUCGUUUGUUUGUAUUUGAUUUCGGAUCAACAAAAUAGUCGAAGCUUAUGUCAAUAGUUAAUGAGGAUAUUCGGUCUAGGUUAAUUAUUCUCGCAAAAUACUCAUAUUAUCAACUAAUAAGCAAUUCAUAUCAAAUUGAGGAGCAAAUUCUUUUGAAUUGAUGAGAUUCCUACAAGUUAAGUGCUUUGUGUUGUCUGAGUGACUUCGUGUUUUUAUAGUUAUUGAGGAUUAUGUGUCAAUUGAAGUCCAUAGAGCAUGAAAACAUUUUUAUUGGCUUCUUUGAGUAGUAUCAUCGUUAGGAGCAUACUCUGCCCAUAUGAAUAAUUGAUAAAAAUGUACAUUAGAGCAAGUAAUAUAAUCUACUCAACUCGGCCCCUUAAUCAAUCCAUAGACUUAUG
Molecule: messenger RNA, 3463 nt
Organism: Linum trigynum
Lineage: Eukaryota; Viridiplantae; Streptophyta; Magnoliopsida; Malpighiales; Linaceae
Source: the annotation of a GenBank genome assembly